GUCCGUCAAGAUGUACAAAGUUGCCUGUUUGGUUUUGGCCCUGUUCGCAGUUGCCAGCGCAGUUCCCACGACUUAUGACACUGAGCACGUGUGGAAAGCUGGAAACCUGUCGUAUGUGAUUCCUGAAAAUGCCGUUUUGGGUGGCUUUGAUCCCUAUGGCUUUAACACCUAUGUGGGCCGUGUAAAGUACAUCCGUGAUAUCCUGCCCGCUCGCGUAGUUGCUGAAACUGGUACUGCCUACUUCAACACCGAGACCGUCUCCUCGAAGCUCCUGGUGUACGACAUCCUGGUGGCCGAGCGCAAUGUUAACUACGUGUGGGUGAGGAGCUACGAUGGAUUCUAUGAAAAGGGAGCCGUCGCCGUGGGCACUACCGUCAAGAAUGAGCGGGUUUUCUGCUGUCGUGCCAAGACCGACGGUGGAAUUCUGAUCGGCACCCUUCUUCUUAGCUCCCAGAAGCUCUGCAUCAUCAAGCACGAGACCUUGGCCCUGCGUAAGUUCGACAAAUAUGAAGUCCUGGUCGCUCAGCCCAAGGCCAAUGGAACCUACUACUACUAAUUUGCGACUAAUUUCAAAUUAAGAUCUCUAGGAACAAUAUGAAGGACCUUUGGAAUUAAAAUUAAAAAUGAAUAAAACUUAAUUUAUUAAAAAAAGUGUGCCUUUGGUACUAAAUGAAAAGUCAUACGAUAGGUUAAUUUUAAUUCUAAGAGACUUUACCGACGUUUUAAAUAAAAUGAAAGUAAAAAUUGGAAUCAA
This is a messenger RNA of Drosophila eugracilis, 754 nucleotides long. RefSeq lists its product as uncharacterized. The transcript has 2 exons. The record is from RefSeq and is a predicted model, not a curated record. The coding region runs from base 11 to 556 and encodes 181 amino acids. Lineage: Eukaryota; Metazoa; Arthropoda; Insecta; Diptera; Drosophilidae.